CUGGCUGAGAAGGAGGAUGAGGAGAGGUGAAGAGGAUGAAGAGUUAGUUACUCUGCACUCCGAUCCUAUUAAAACUGCAGAAUUAUAGAAAAAGUGCGAUUCAGCAAUGUUCCCCACUUUUACUGCUCUUUAACUGGAUCAGUUCAGACUUUCAGUACUUUUCUAGUUUGCAUAUGUUUCAUUUCUGAAGGCGGGAAGAUGUUGCUCAGGUUGUUAAAAUGGACAGUUUGCGUUCUCGGGCUCCUCACGACGAGCAACGCCUCACCUGACGACGCAUCGGUCGACUUCGGGGGAGAGUCCGGUUCCGGGAUGCUGCAAACAGAUGAGGUGAACAUCCUGCAGGAGCUUUCUUUUCAUAUCACAAACAACAGUAAUGCCUCCAUGACUGUGGGUGAGAGCAAGUGUCCAGUCCUGCAGGUGGGACAGUACUCCACCUUGGCCCUCCCUCUGAGACAGAUCUUCAUCAAUGGGUUUGAAGAUGAGUUCAGUUUGCUGGUACAGUUGCGAAGUCCUCAGAGGGAAGAACGAAGUGUCUUCACUAUGCUCAGCCCCGACAAUCAUGUCAUGCUGCAGCUGCGGAUCAGUGCUCAUGCCAUCAUCUUCAUAGGAACGCAGCAGAGACACUAUGAGUUCCCGGUCAGUGGUUUGUCUGAUGGAAAGUGGCACCAUGUGGCUAUCAGUGUGGCUGCCAAGCGGCUCGCACUCUAUGUGGACUGCUCUCUGCUGGAGAGUGUGGACUGGGUUUACUACGGCAUGGGGAUCAGCACCGACGGCCUGCUCAUGGUUGGAGGAACUAUUGAGAGCUUUGAAACUCCAUUUGAAGGUCAUCUUCAACAGCUGGCCUUCCUGAUGGGAGAUCCAGAUGCUGCCCAGCAGCACUGUAGCCACCACCCACCCCUCUGCAGUGUCACUGCCCUCAAGCCUCCCCGCUUACCACGCACCAACAACCCGCUGCAGAAUAUACUGUUGUCCUCAAAUGACCUGGAGAACCUGCUGGGGGAUCCAAAGGACAAGUCUUUUUUGAGCUUUGGCCGAACUAAUGCGUUCCUGCGACGAGAAAGUUCACGAGGCGAUGGGACGGUCCCUUCUAGACCCAAUCGGAAAGGUUCAGUAGGUCGUGGGGGUGUCCUUUUGGUGGAUGAGGACACUGACUUGUUGGAUACGAUCUUCCAAAAUGGCAGACAAGUGAACCCACGGUUAAAACCUUCCAGAAAUGGACCUAAGGGAAGCCAGAAAGGGAAACCUGAACUAUCAUCUAAAAAUAUGGAGGAAAACAUUACCACAGAGAAGAAAAAAGAUUCUAAUGGGAGGACUUCAUCACUGUUUCCUGGAAAGCCUUCAGAUGAUGUAAUAGACCUGGACAUUGGAGGUUCUCCUAAGAAGCCCUCGCUAGGGUUUCCUGCACCUCCUAAGAUUCCUUCAGAUCCCAGAUCCACCACAGAUUCCAGCAAAGAGACCACAACUAUUUCACCUUUACCUGAUGUCAAGGGGAGCUCCCGCACCACGCAGAGUUCCAUACAGUUUGAUCGUAGACAUGAGCACAAAGGCAGACUACCAGAAAAAGGCCGCCCUGCAACUGUAGCCAUUGUGUCUAGAGAUGGAAACCUGGUUUUGGGCUCAGAUGGCAAAAUGUACCGGCUUCAGAGAGGCCCACCUGGCCGUAUGGGUCCGCCCGGGCUGGAAGGUUGUCCUGGUGAGCCUGGCCUCCCUGGGUUUAAAGGUGAUAAGGGAAAGACAGGCCCUGGAGGGAGACAAGGAAACAAGGGGGAGAGGGGACCUCCUGGACCACCAGGUUUACCAACCCUCUACCUGUGGAGGAACACUGCUGAGGAAUGGGCUGCAUUCCAGCAAACCAGUUUCUACCAGUUGCUUGCUGCAGGUUGGCCUAGUAGAGAAGGCCCCGCAGGACCACCUGGAGAAAUGGGCAGGCCUGGCAGACAGGGGCCACCUGGUGAACCCGGGGAGCGAGGAAGACCAGGGAUGCCAGGAGAGAUGGGGGAUCGAGGUCCUCGUGGCCCUCCAGGACGAUCCGGGACUGCAGGGCGAGAUGGGGACAAUGGGGAAGAUGGUCAGCCGGGGUCACCUGGUGUUCCCGGAUCACAGGGCCCGUGGGGAUACAGGGGAGAGCGAGGACCUAAAGGGGAAAAAGGUGAUGAGGGUCUUACUGGCCCCAGAGGUCCAAGAGGUGAAAUUGGUGAACCUGGCGAGAAGGGUGGAACUGGUUUACCUGGUCCACAAGGCCCUGUUGGACCCCGUGGGCCUCAGGGAAUCCGAGGUGGCGCUGGGCCAGAGGGACCCCCUGGGCCUGAUGGGGAGAGCGGACUGGAUGGCCUACCAGGUCUGCCAGGGCCGCCGGGUGCACCAGGUGCUACAGGACGAGUUGGCGCACAAGGAGUUAAUGGCUCAAGGGGGGACAUUGGACCUGCUGGCUGUGUUGGCCCUAAAGGCCCACAGGGGGCUCCAGGUUUCGAGGGACAGAUUGGACCUCCGGGACUCAGAGGACCGCAAGGGCAUCUAGGAUUGACGGGUUCUCCUGGCCCCAAAGGAGAUCCUGGGCCUGUGGGGCCUAUGGGGGCCCGGGGGGAUCCCGGCUCAGAGGGACCCAUGGGUGCACCAGGGAGAAAGGGUGAUGUGGGUUUUCCUGGAAGAACGGGUAACAGAGGACCAGACGGGGAAAAGGGUGAUCCAGGAGCUAAAGGCGACAGAGGUAUACAGGGGGCAACAGGCAUUAGCGGUCCUCAAGGAGAGAGGGGCCUCGUUGGAUUCCCAGGUUUCCCAGGAGCCAAAGGCCAGCCCGGCCCUGAAGGCACUGAGGGCAUCGAUGGCGAAACUGGCCUCCAGGGAAAACAGGGCAGCCGUGGGUUAAAGGGAAACAGAGGACCAGAUGGACGUGAUGGCAAACCAGGACCCAGGGGGAACAAGGGUUUGACCGGACAAAGAGGUCAUCCUGGCCAACCAGGCCCACCGGGUUUGCCGGGGCCACCUGGAACAGAGGGAGCAGAAGGAAAGCCUGGUACACAGGGUCCCUCAGGUGCAGCUGGUGUUGCUGGUACUAAAGGACCGAUGGGGUUUCAAGGAAUUCCCGGAGUGAGAGGAACAGAUGGUCCACCAGGUUCUGCGGGGCCAACGGGGAAGUCGGGGCCUCCAGGCUCACCAGGACCCCCAGGAGAAAGGGGUUUCACAGGGAAGCCAGGCUUGGAGGGACCUCAGGGCCCUGUAGGCAUGUAUGGUAUCCCAGGAACUGUGGGAAUGCGCGGUUCUCCAGGUUUGACAGGACAGAGGGGGGAGCCAGGUUUACGAGGAUUACCCGGGCCUGUUGGGAAGCCAGGACCUCCAGGUUUCCAAGGUCCUCCUGGAGAGAAGGGACCCCGGGGACCACAGGGUCGUCCAGGAGAUGACGGGCCCAAUGGGAUACAGGGUCCACAAGGUCCUCCAGGUCUACCAGGUCCUGAUGGGGCAAUUGGAAAACCAGGACCAAUAGGAAGCAAAGGGCCUCCAGGACCUCAGGGACCACAGGGACAGGCAGGAAUCCCAGGUCCGCAGGGUGCUGAUGGAUUAUCAGGGGACUCGGGGGAAAGAGGACCUAAGGGUUUACCUGGAUUACCUGGAGAAGCAGGCCCCAUGGGACGACAAGGACAGCAGGGUCCUCCUGGCCACACAGGAAUCGAGGGCCCACCUGGAAGGAAAGGAGACCAGGGGGAUUUAGGACCUUGUGGGAAACCUGGUCCUAAAGGGCCACCAGGAGAGAGGGGACCUCAGGGGGGAAAAGGACUACAAGGACCACCUGGACCAGUCGGUAAAGAGGGGGAUGUUGGACUUCCCGGUGAAGCUGGAGAUCCUGGACCCAAGGGGGAGAAGGGUGAGCUGGGACCUCUUGGUUUGUCUGGUCGAGAGGGUCCCUGGGGACCCCUCGGAGAAAAUGGUGACAGGGGUCCAAAGGGGGAGAAGGGCAACUUGGGACUGAUGGGUGAACCAGGACUGAUGGGUGAACUAGGCCCUGUGGGUCUGCCUGGGUUACUGGGAAUGACAGGUCCUCCUGGACGUCCAGGUCCCGAUGGACCUCAGGGAGAGAAGGGCGAGCAUGGGCCUGUAGGAAUUACUGGACCGCCGGGUUCAGGAGGCCCUCAGGGGAUAAUGGGGUCACAUGGUGUCAGAGGAGAUCCUGGGAGGCUCGGACCACCUGGUCCAGUAGGACAUGCAGGACCAAAGGGACAUGAGGGAAGUAAAGGAGAACCUGGGGAACUGGGACUCAAGGGAGAGCCAGGACCUCCAGGCCCACCAGGGGAGCCGGGCGAUGAUGGUCUUCCAGGAAUUCAGGGUCCUGGAGCUCUGCCAGGGUUAGAGGGGCCUCCCGGAGAGGUGGGACCCCAGGGUCUCUCAGGUCCUAUAGGUGUUCCUGGAGUUCAAGGAAGACCGGGACCUGAAGGCAAACAGGGCAUGAAGGGGGAGAAGGGAGAAGAAGGCAAAACUGGUUCACCAGGGAAGAGGGGUCAUGUUGGAAGGAGGGGGAAAAGGGGCAAGGCUGGAGUGAGAGGGCCCAGGGGAGAGAGAGGACCAAAGGGUGAAAAGGGAGACACAGGACCGGUGGGGCUCCCUGGAUGGUCAGGACUCAUUGGAAUCCCUGGCUUACGUGGAGACUCAGGUGAUCAAGGUCAAAGGGGUGAAAAGGGUGACAAAGGAGACAUGGGACUGCCUGGACUACCUGGAGUUGAUGGCAUGAAGGGUAUCCGUGGUCUUGUUGGAUUGCCUGGUCCUGAGGGUCCAAAAGGGGAACAGGGAAACAUUGGUCUGCCAGGGCCCAGGGGCAUGUCAGGGAUGCCUGGAUUGCCUGGUUUGUUUGGAUUAAAGGGAUUGAAAGGCUAUCAAGGUCUGCCUGGUCCACCUGGCAGGAAGGGGCUGCCGGGUCCACCUGGCAUUCCCGGACUUCCCGGAAAGUCACUGAACGUGACCUUGUCUCAGCUCAAGGACCUCAUGUACAUGUCAGAUAAGCCCAACUAUCUUCUGAUCCAGACGUUGCUGGAUACUCUUCAGGAGGAGCUUCGGCUGCUUUUGGAUCCUCCUGAUGGCAGCAAAGAGCAUCCAGCUACUACCUGUCUGGAGCUCUGGCUCUGUCACCCUGAAUACAGCAGUGGAAUGUAUUACAUUGACCCCAACCAGGGCAGUCCUGCCGAUGCCCUGCUGGCUUACUGCAGCUUCUCUUCAACAUCAAAACAGACCUGCCUUCAUCCUCAAGACUCUCAGUUGCCAAUGAAAGCUUGGAUGGAGGACUUUUCUGAGGAAGGAUCUUUUCAGUGGCUCAGCAAGCUGGAUGAGGGAUUUCAGUUUUAUUAUCAAGGUGCUAAUGUGGUCCAGAUGCGCUUCCUGAGAUUGCACAGUGGCACAGCUGUACAGAAGGUUACCUACUCCUGCCAUCCAGGACACAGACUGGGCCCAGCCAGCCGAGAUGUCAAAUUCCUCACUGACUCAAGGACACAAAGUUACCUCGGAGCAGUUCAAGAUUGUGUGCCUGGAGAGGAGAUGGAAUCUGGUCCUCGGGAGUCUGUGCUGGAGUUUGAGGACCUCCAUCUCCUUCCUCUGAGAGACGUGGCACUAAUGGGAGGAGGAAACACGACAUACCAGUUUGGCCUCACUGUUGGACCUGUGUGUUUCAGCUAGAGGUGGGAGAAAGCUGCACCAUCCCGGAAGACUCUCAGGUCCAGGACACAAACUCUCUUUAAAUCAUGGACAAGUGGAACCUUCCAGUCUGUGAAGUUUUUGCUUCUUUAUCCUCUAGUGUUGGAGGAUUUUAUCCCUCAAGUUCAGUGACUUUGUAUGACUGAAUCUUUGAGGCCAAUAGUGCCCCCAGGCUUUUUUUCACGGAGAAGGCAAUUUCGUUUACAGAGACAUUAAAUAAUUUAAGUGUAUGUUUUUUGUUUUUUUUUUUACAUGCAUCCUUCAUACAGUGUUUUGUUUUUUGUUAUGCAGUUAUGCAGGGAUUGUGUUACAGCUUGCUCACUGUGUAUAUAAAACGUCAGACUGUCCUAGCUGAUGUCUAUAACAAUGUGUUCUUUACAGGGACACAGCUUCUGUUGUCCCAUAGGCCUGUAAAGCUCUCACUGUAAAUCCACUAUUCUAGUACUGUAAGUGAACCUAGGUGUCAUUUUUCUCAAGGUGCUAAUUUUAUUCAAAAGACCACCAUUUAUUUAAUACAAAAACCAAUAGAAAGGGACAGUUAUAUUACUUGAUUUUUUCUGUCUGUUGUCAACAAGAUCAACUGUCUUCAUCUCUUGAAAUACAAAUUAUUGUUUAUUGUUUUCAGUGUUUCAUGUUGCUAUGUUUUUUUUCUUUUCUUUCUUUAAAUUUGUCUCAGGUAUGACUACACACGUUGGCACUGAAUCCGAUGUUGCCACUCUGUUGUCCAGUUUUGUAGUUUGGCCUUUAAACCAAACCUAGAAAAUCUUGAUUUCAAACAUUGGAUAAAUACACAUAAAGACCAAAAUCCAACAGUGAUUUGCUAAUGGUAAAUGAAAACACAAUAUGUGAUCCAUCCCUCAUCUUGUAGCUAGAGAUACUCACCAGAGAACUAAAUGUGAUGCAGCACGAGAAAAGGCCAAGUAUCCUGGCUGUGCACAGAAACAGCCAAGGAACAACCAGACUUUCUAAUAUUUCCAAUGUUUAUGAUCACUGCCUGCAAAUAUCUCUCAAAACAAUAUCUGUGAAAUGCAUUUUAUUCAAGAGUUUAAUAUGCAUAACUUUGCAUAUAAGCAACACACAAUUUUGACCCACAUGCUCAUCCAGCAAAGCUCUCAGCUAUGAGGGGAAAAUCCUCACUCAGCACAGCCAUACUUACCUACGGGGUGAGCUGGCCAGACAGCCAGUGAAAUGUGGCCCUUUAGCGAUGCUGGUGACUUUUCUGACUUGUGGCGGUAACGCUGUGUGGAUUGACAGUCGCUACAAGUGACUGUUAAUCUAUUUGCAUCAUUACUGAAGUAGAAUAAUUUACAGAACGGAUACAGUUUCAAAUAGAAAAUAAAGAUAGAUAAAUGUUUUUUGCACGCUAAUAUAGAAGUUUUUAAAUUUUAGGAAACAAAACCUUAAAAAUCUUGGACAAAUCUGUAUUUCUCCACAGCUGAGAAUAGCUGAGAAUAGCUGAAAAAAAGAAGUAGUAAUUAUUAACUCCAGAUUCAUUCGUGGUUGUGCAUAGUAUCAUGGUGGCGUAAAAACUGUAGCGCCCGUAUGUCUCAGGUAAUUCCUCAAAGUUUUUUUUUUCUAACAGAAUUCCACUUCAGUUUAGAGAAAAGCAUGAUUAGUGUAAUGACAGUACUUCUUUUGGCUGCUUAGGUGUUGCCCCAGCGGAUCAUCUUCCUCCAUCUCUAGCUCUCCUGUCACAUCAACCCUCUGCAUGUCCUCCUCCACUAUAUCCAUGAACCUCCGCUGAGGUCUACUUCUUUUCCUCCUGCCUUCAGGAGCAUCUUCAACAUUCUUUGUCCUGUGUCCCUCCUUUUCACAUGUCCAAAUCAUCUCAGCCUCACCUCUCUAACUUUGUCUCCAAACCGCUCAACCUGAGCUAUCUUUCUGAUGUACUCAUUUCUAAUCACGUCCAUCCCGGUCACUCACAAUAAAAAUCUUAACAUCCUCAAAUCGUGAAAUCUGCCCCCCCACCCACCCUUCUGCCUUCUGUCAUCUGUCUUUCUGUCAGUGCCACCAUCUCCAAACCAUGCAUCAUAGGUUUCACUACCACGACCAUUAAAUUUUGAGAAGAUGUUUCCGCAUCCAAUAACUAAGUAGAUAAUAAAGUAAAUAAACAAAUUAGUAGUACAUUUUGAAUUGGGUCACACCUUUGAAACCUUACAGAAAAAACCCCCUAAAUUGUCAGACAAAAGUGGGUAAUAAUCCAAUACAGUUUAGCAUCACAUAGACUGCAUGCAAUGAAAGCCUGCAAAGACAUGACUGGUCAAUACAACUACAAGUGGAAACCAGAGCUUCCGGUACCAGUGCCUUGGUACAAUCUACAUAGAGAUAGAGAUUACCAGCCGUAUUAAAGUUAAUAGUAGUUUCCAGUUCCAUAUUUGUAAUUCAUGUGCUUUAUGACAGCAGCUUUGCGUGACUCACAGUUGGAAAAAAAUCCUUAUUUACCUGACACUGAUCCUUUGUGCAGCCUAUUUUUUGUGCAGCCUGAAACAAACUGUUUUGAUUUGACCCUUUAAGCCAGCUUUGUUGUGAUUGGCUGUCCCUUGCAAACAGAAAUUUCUGACAGCAAGUGGGUGGGUCUUUAGUGCUCACAUCCAGAACUUUGACUCAAAAAUGACCAUUUUAAUAUUUAUUCUGUCUUUGACAUCACAGAUCCAGUAUAAGUAGAAAAAAAUAAGUAAUCUAAGCAUUUACAGCUCUCUCUAACGACUUUUUUUAAAAUGAUCAUUUAAUUCAAAAAAAUUGAAUCAAAACUAGGUCUAGAAAUAUCCUGAUUAUCUAACUUACUGUUUUCCCCCAUUUUCUUUAAUGUCUUUGACAAAAACCAAUGGAAUCUGACAAUUUGUCACAUUUUAAAUAAAUGUUUCCUAUCCUUCUCUCCCACACAUUUAGUCCUACAUCAAAGUUUUUACCCUUUUAACAUGGGAAAUGUGACAUUCAGCCAUAUGAGAUGUGUUAUGCAAAGCAAAAAGUGAGACUAAACACAUAUAACCAGUAGUAGAGUAGUACCCUGACCCUGCUAAGCUUCUUUGGCUCACUGUAAAAAAAAAAAAGAAAAAAAAAAAAAAAAAUUACCCACUUAGCUUUGAGCAAUUUCUGUUUACCUGAAUUUCUUCCUUAUUCAAUCUGCAAAGCGCUUGGGUCCAGUGGCAGGAGGAAAAUCUCGUAGCUGCUCUGCAGAAUUUGUGCUUGUGUCCCAGAGUCGGUCAGCUGUGAGUGAUGAGCAGUGUGCUGUAAAGUGUGCACGGAGAGUAAGAUGUCAGGGAGUUGGUGGUGAGAGCCCAAACAACAUCAGUCCAACUGGAGAACUAAAAAAAACAUCAUUCUCAAACUAAAGUCUGCCGGGAACCAGAGAGCCAGAGGUCAACCAGAUGAAUUACAAUUAAACAUCUCAGUCACAGUUGUUUCAUUCUGGCUUUGUGUUAAAUAUUUAAUAUUUUCUUUUUGUAUUUAGAUUUUAUAAUAGCAUUUUAUAUGAUUGCCUUAGCUGGCUGAGACUGAUCAUUGUUACUUUGCUUGUUUUGUAAAAUUAUCACUCUUAAAAAUAUGAAACAAAAUGCUGGGCAUCUAACUUGUGUGAUCCCUCCAUCAACUUGUUCAAAGUGUGUCAGCUGAAUUAAAAAAAUAUAUACAUAUACGUAACCAAAUAUUGUC
This is a messenger RNA of Oreochromis aureus, 9324 nucleotides long. Its product is annotated as collagen alpha-1(I) chain. The record is from RefSeq and is a predicted model, not a curated record. Gene Ontology annotation, molecular function: extracellular matrix structural constituent. Lineage: Eukaryota; Metazoa; Chordata; Actinopteri; Cichliformes; Cichlidae. The transcript has 68 exons. The coding region runs from base 199 to 5655 and encodes 1818 amino acids.